CCGCGAACACACGAGCCGAUAGAAAGCAAGCUCCCUCUAGCUCUCUGAACUGGUUCUCCUUCCAUAUUUUCGACAUCGUUGAACAUAGACCCCGCGGAGAGCUCGCUUUGACAUGAUGGAUCCGGAAAAGAAUAACCUUCUGUGGUUGCGUGGGACGAAUUGAGUGCUGAGUGGUCGCCGCGACUAAUCGAAGUCGUUUUUGGGUGUCUGGGAAAACCACGCCAGGGAGUCGAAUAGAGAAGAAGUCUAUCAAAGGCGAAUUUCCUCUUCGCAAUGGAUGGAAAACAAGGAGACUCCUUUCCCACUCCAGUCAUAUGCAUGCCAAUGCUGACCGUGUGAUAUGCGCAUGCGUUCGAGUGAAAAGCGGUGUACCGUUCAACGUUGGGUUCGAUCAAGCAUGCGGCACGGCUGCCAUUUUCCUCGGAAGCUAGUCGCAACCUGUCAAGCAUCGGCAAUUCGACUGAUAACCUGACGUUAUGCAACAUCGAAGUGCUGAGCACAGGAGAUCACGUGAGUGACUUUCAAACGCUUGGCGUCAGACUCUCCGACAUGUCGCAUAUGGCUGGCGUAUACCAAAUCCUCAUCUCUGAUUGGUCACCCGAAGCCUGCAUUAUCCACGACCGACUCUGCCUGUGGAACUGCCUGACGGCCAGACGCGAAGUUGAAACUGGAAGAAUAGGGAUGCUCCGCCUUUGCAACGGCUCCCGCGGUGCACAGUCGCCUUAUUCCGCCCAUGUUAUCGCCCUGUGCGGCUCGAUUGUAGACGAUCGCAUAGGGAACGCUAGCUUCCGAAAUCCCAGCAUGAUCCCUCAUGAAUCACAACAUCAAUAGGGUGCCAUGUGCUGUCAAAUAUAAAUGGACCUGCUAAGUCUUCGAGAAUUCUAUCAUCCUCGUCUUCAAUUCCAUCAUUCCAACAAGCUUCUAUUCUCUGCAUCUCGCAUACCGACCUGGCGUCGUUUUUGAGCAUCUUUACUAUCAUUUAAUUCCAAAUCUCGAAAAAGACGACAUCGUUCAUUCACAGCUUUUCAUUCCCAAGAUACCCAUCAACAACAUCCAAAAUGCGUUUCACCGUCGCCGCUUUCUUCGCUCUCGUCGCCGUCAGCACCGCCCAGCUGACGGUCAACCUCGCUGGCGCUAAGAACGUUGGACAGGGCGACAGCUCCCAGUUCAUCACGGGUGGCUGCGUUUCCGAUGCCGAUUGCAGCUCGGGAUGCUGCGCAGAUUUGUCCGGCGUUGGCAUCUGCUCAGGCGAGGUAGCUGCGUUCCAGGCCGGAAAGAAUGGCUGCGGUUUCGAUGACCCGAAUGCGCAAGCCACCAUUGCCGCUGCCCAGGCUCAAGUCGAGAAGCAGGGCUUCAGGAGGGUGGUGAAGGCAUAG
Periconia digitata is the source of this 1376-nucleotide messenger RNA. Lineage: Eukaryota; Fungi; Ascomycota; Dothideomycetes; Pleosporales; Periconiaceae. The record is from the annotation of a GenBank genome assembly.